ACGAGUUUGCACGCCCGUCGUCAGGUCGACGUAGCGGAUCAUCGCAUCCGACGGGUUUCACACGACACGAGCUUCAUGCCGUCCAUGGGUCUCCGCGGAAGAUAGCUUUAACCAGCUGAAAGAGGGUAUUACAUGAUGGCCAAAAUUGAUGGAGCAGGUCUUGGAUAUUCAUAUCAUCUGCCUUCAGCUGGAUGGGGAUUAAAAAUUCGCAGUACGUUAUCACAAUUUAGUGACCUGUUCAGUGAGUUCAAUCGAUACAUUGCUCCAGCAUACCAUCAUGACCGGUGUGAAAGGUCAGUUCAGAUGCGACUGUAUUCUAUGCACAAGAGGGAAUUUGUCAUGGUAUUCCUUGCAUUCUUUGCAUGUUUUGGACUUGGGGUCUUCAUUGGUUUGGCAGGACCACCAAUUACGAGUACAACAGAAGAAAGAGUUCGCCUGAAUGCAAGUGACUCAGCAAAUCGAGCUUUCAUUAUGAGGAGUCCUGCAAUGACUACGUACAGCCAACAGUUGUGGGUUAUUGCCAAGGUGUCCACUGAAAACACUGACGAUGAGACUUUUGACAAGACAUUCCAUGUCAGUGUUUCUAUUGAAGGUUUAACUGCAGACCAUAAACCUGUCACCAUACUACACAGUGACAGGGCCCACAACAGAACACGCCAUCUGAAAUGUAAACGGCAGGACUGUGAAGAAUUCAUUGUCCUGCAUCUUGGAUUUCUUGAUUAUACACACUACAUCCUAACCAUCCAUUUCUAUGGCCUUGAAAGUUUUCAUCAGCGUUACACAAUCCGUGAUGUAACAUUCUAUUUCAAGAGCUACAAUCCUGCCUUCACUCAGAUUGAAAUCUGGUUUCGUUUUAUUUUCUUACUUAUUACAUUUGCUGUCACAUGUUGGUUUGCUCAUUCUCUUCGGGCAUUCCCAGUCUUUGAUUGGUCGAUAGAACAGAAAUGGAUGUCAAUUCUUCUGCCCCUUCUGUUGUUUUAUAAUGAUCCUAUUUUUCCUAUGACAUUCUUAGUCAAUUCCUGGUUACCAGGAAUGCUGGAUGCUGUUCUACAGGCUAGUUUCCUGUGUGCAUUGCUGCUUUUCUGGCUGUGUAUGUACCAUGGCCUCAGGCAGAAUGAACGACGACUUCUAACAUUCUAUUUUCCAAAAAUGGUAAUAGUUGGUAUGUUGUGGUUCUCAGCCAUUACUAUGGCCACGUGGCAAAAGAUAAAUGAAGUACAAGAUCCAACGUACAGUUACAAGUUGGACACUAGCCACUUUUAUGGUUUCAAGGUUUUUUUCUUCAUAGCAUGUGGUGUCUAUUUACUGUACCUGGUGUGCCUCAUAUUGAGGGCAUACAGUGAACUUCGUGCCAUGCCUUAUUUUGAUAUGCGGCUCAAAUUUUUGACAUUGUUGAUGCUUAUUGUCUUGGCAGUAAGUCUUACAAUAACUGUACUUAGAUUUGGAGUAGGUAUACUGGAAGAUAAUUUUGUCGCAGAAUUAUCUACCAACUACAAGAAUUCUGCAGAAUUUAUGUCAUUUUAUGGCCUCCUCAAUUUCUAUUUGUAUACAAUGGCAUAUGUGUAUUCUCCUUCAAAAGGAACAAUAUUUGAAUCUCCCAUUACCAAAGAUAAUCCAGCAUUUUCCAUGAUAAAUGACUCUGAUGAGGAUGUUAUUUAUGGAUCUGAUGAGGAAAGUAGAAGACCACUUAAUCGUUGCAGAAAUGAUGAUGACAGUGAUUGAUUGAGAAUUUUUUACUGCUAUUUGAUUAUUACCU
Messenger RNA from Schistocerca piceifrons (Central American locust), 1756 nucleotides. RefSeq names its product transmembrane protein 181. The record is from RefSeq and is a predicted model, not a curated record. Gene Ontology annotation, molecular function: toxic substance binding. Lineage: Eukaryota; Metazoa; Arthropoda; Insecta; Orthoptera; Acrididae. The coding region runs from base 133 to 1722 and encodes 529 amino acids. The transcript is spliced from 13 exons.